UAUCUGGAGCACUCCUCUUGCUUCUCGGACUGUUGGGUCAUAUCUCAUAUGUGAUCCUGAGACUUGUAUAGUUGCAUACUUGCAUUACACAAUCCUACGCUAUUUACCGCCCGUAUUUAUUAAAAAUCACCCGCAUACGUCCAAAUGGUAAUAACUAAUACGUCUAGCAUUUUCAUGUUGAGAAAUUGGGUUUACUCCACACUGAAACCCUUCUCCAGACAACCAACUCUUGGGCAAUAUGCUAAAGCUUAGUUACUACAACAAUGGCGUCAAACCCCUCAAAUUCAUUGAUUCCAUCCAUCAUUUUAUCUUCUAUUCAACCUCUACCUUAACUUCAAUCGAACUAAAUCCGUAUUUCGAAAAUUACUUGGUCGAAAAUCUUGGAUUUUCAAAACAUAUUGCUCGUUCCACUUCCACCAAAUUCAACCAAGUCCUUCGAUCACAAGGAACAAAGCAGGUGAGUAGAUCAAAAUUCGUCGCUAAUGCCGAAUCAGUUCUUGCAUUUCUCAGACAAAAUGGAUUAAACAAUUCCCAUAUUAGAAUUGUCGUUUCUUCUCUCCCCAAUAUUUUGCUUUCUAAAGUUGAAAAAACCCUAAAACCUAAAGUUGAUUAUAUUCUGAAUUUUGGGUUUUCUAAGUCUGAUUUCGCACAAGUUGUAUCGGUUAAUCCUUAUGCAUUGCUCAAUGCUCAGUUUUUUCGCGCGAUUGAAGCUUUGAAAGAUGUUAUGGGAUGUGAUAAUGAUGUAAUUACAAUUAUGAAGAAAUCAAGUUGGAAUACAACUAGUAGUUUAUCUUAUAAUUUGAUACCUAAUGUUGCUUUAUUGCGGGAUUAUGGGAUUUCAAUUGACUUAAUACGUGGUCGUUUGCUUAUGCACCCGCAACCUUUUUUGAGGAAGACUGUGAUUUUUAAGGAUUUGCUGGUUAGAGUUGAGAAGUUGGGUAUUCCUCGUGAUUCGUCGAGGUUCUUGUAUGGCCUUCAUGUGCUAUCUAGCAUUAGUGAGGAGAAUAUUGAAUCAAAGAUUAAAAUGUUUGAGGAUUUUGGGUGGAUGAGGUCUGAUGUUAUAGAUCUUAUUAGGUCGAAUCCGUUUUGCUUGGCGUUGUCGGAAGCAAGGAUUAAGAAGUCAUUGGAGUUUCUGAUGAAUGAUUUGGGUUAUGAGCCUGCUUACAUAGUGUCGCAUAAUGCAAUGUUAAAUUAUAGCUUGGAGAAGAGAAUAGUGCCAAGAAAUAGAGUUUUGUUGGCUUUGAAAGAGAAAGGUUUGAUCAAGAUGGAUCACACUUUAUAUACUACUUUAGUGUUGAGUGAGCUGCGUUUUUUGAAGAAGUAUGUGCUCCCAUUUGAGGAAGUCCAUGAAAUUUACGCUAAACACGCAGGUCGUUCUCCUGUGCAGCCUCUAACUGAAGGAGGAGCGGGGGACAAAGACAGACUCUAGAGAUGUGUUUAGUUACCUAUUGCUGUUAGUUGAUACUUGAUAGAGUUCAAACUGAGGGAGAAUAUGAAAGUAUGGUUCUGUCACUUUGUUAUUUAUACAGAUUGACUGGAAGAUGCUGCCAAAGAUGUCCAAUGCACACAAACAUGGAAGCAACAUCUCCAUAAAGUACCAAGGGAAAAACUCAUAUUAAUUUGUAGGCAUAUGAGAUGAAUCUGAAGCUUACGAAAACAGCAACAAUUCAAUGGGAAAGGCAAAGAAGCCGUGGAGGACAGGUAACUUAACCUACAAUUACUUUUAUGGUGCCGGAAAAGCAACGUAAGGGGGCAACUGCAAUCCUCUUUAGACUUUAUCUCUAUUAGCAUUGUGCUUAGAAGAGGAAUUUGGGAGGGGAAGCGAGGGGAGAGCAAAUGAGCUUUUCUGGAUAUGAGAUGGAUCAAAGGGGAGAAAAUUGGAGGGAGGUAUACAUUCUUCUUGCUACUUUUAUGAACCAUAUCUCUUCAUUGCUGGAAAUUCUGGAAGACAAGUGUUGGUCAUGUUAUUCGUGCUUCUUCCCUUUCCUCCUCCCUUGGUGUCCAAACAGUUUUGUUCAAAAAAUAUUUAGAAUGAGGAUGGCCAGUAGUGCUUACCUUUUAAAGUAUGUGGUUGAGGAAGUACUGGAAGCUAUAGUUUUCCUAAUUAUGUUGCCUAUUUUCCUUCAAAAAGAAUUUACAUUGGCUCUUCCUUUUAUGGACGGGGUCCAUCAAUUACCUU
Molecule: messenger RNA, 2179 nt
Organism: Beta vulgaris subsp. vulgaris (sugar beet)
Lineage: Eukaryota; Viridiplantae; Streptophyta; Magnoliopsida; Caryophyllales; Amaranthaceae
Exons: 2
Coding region: 239-1429 (396 amino acids)
Biological process (GO): regulation of DNA-templated transcription; chloroplast organization
Cellular component (GO): chloroplast
Molecular function (GO): double-stranded DNA binding
Source: RefSeq, a predicted model, not a curated record